AUGUUGCAGUUUCCGGCGUUUAUGACACAGUACCCAAUGUCGACAAGGACGAUUUCGACGUCGUUUAUGCUACCCUCACAGUGGCCACAACCCCAUAACGAAGAAUUCCUCCUAGCCAUGGAGGAGUCCAAUUUCGAAGAAAAGUGCAAUGAGAUCAGCAACCUGAUUAUGAUAGGGAAAACCACCAAUGAAAAUGAGAAGGAAGAAUUUGACAAUGAGGCCGAUGAUGAUGAUGAUGCUGACAAUGCGGAGGCAUCUGAGGGUGAAGAAUUUGAGCAAGAAACUGGUUGA
Molecule: messenger RNA, 291 nt
Organism: Lotus japonicus
Lineage: Eukaryota; Viridiplantae; Streptophyta; Magnoliopsida; Fabales; Fabaceae
Exons: 2
Coding region: 1-291 (96 amino acids)
Biological process (GO): regulation of mitotic cell cycle spindle assembly checkpoint
Cellular component (GO): anaphase-promoting complex
Source: RefSeq, a predicted model, not a curated record